AUGUUCGGACGAUCACCAAAUGAUUACGAACCUUACUCAGAUAAUAUGCAUGAUGGAGAAAUUGAAAAUUUAAUAGAUCUUAGUGAUUCGGAAUCGAAUGAUAUGCCAUCUAAGAAGUCAACUCAUCAUAAUCACAACCAUGAAACAAUUUCAAACCCUCCAUCUCCGGCCUCCCUUUCACCAUCAAGUCCAACUCAAAACUCAAAUCCUUCCAUAGAAAAGUUAAGUAAUAAAAUUCCCCCUCAAGUAAGAAAAAGAUCUACCUUUUUCGAUCGUAUAAUAGGCAGAAAGUCACCUUCUCCAACUGAUAAAUCUAUUAGAUCAUCACGAUCAAGUUCUGUUGGCUCGAAUUAUUUACCUCCUUUAUCACCUUUAUCAUUAAAAGGAUAUAAACUGACUACAAAACAUAGGUUGUUGGAUGAUGAAUUGGCUAGUAAUAUCCGAAAUUUAUUACCGGCUAGAUUACAAUUAUUUGAUGAGUGGGAAAUGGUUUACUCCCUUGAACAAGAUGGGAUUUCAUUAAAUACGUUAUAUCGCCAUUGUGAUCCUGAAUUUCAAUUACAACAGUUACAAAAAAAGAAGCAAGAUAGAGGUUAUGCAGAUUCAAUUGUUAAAAGUAUGGUUGUUGGAAGAGCCUCAUCAUCUUACAAUUCAUUUGAAGCUAAAAGGCCGCAAGGCUAUGUUCUAAUCAUUCAAGAUGAAAAGAAUUCUAUAUUUGGUUGUUACUUAAAUGAGAACUUAAGGAUUAUGGAACAUAAAAGAUAUUAUGGUAAUGGAGAAUGUUUCCUUUGGAAAUGUGAAAAUUACAACCCUAGAGUACUUUCCCAUGGCAACCGCGAGCAUGAAGGAAAACAAGCAAUAAGAUUCAAAGCAUUUAUGUAUACUGGGAUUAAUGAUAAUAUAAUAUUUUCAAAUAGUCAAUUCAUAUCAAUCGGAUCAUCCAACGGAGAAAAUGGAUUAUUCAUUGACAAAUCAUUGUAUAAAGGGGUAAGUUACAGAUGUGAAACCUUUGGUAAUGAGAUAUUAAAUGAUCAAAUUGAUGAAAAAUUUGGAAAAUUCAAAAUAAUGGGUUUGGAAAUUUGGCGUGUUGGUACAUUGGUAUGA
This is a messenger RNA of Scheffersomyces amazonensis, 1104 nucleotides long. RefSeq names its product Oxr1p (gene OXR1). Gene Ontology annotation, cellular component: nucleus. The record is from RefSeq and is a predicted model, not a curated record. Lineage: Eukaryota; Fungi; Ascomycota; Pichiomycetes; Serinales; Debaryomycetaceae. Gene Ontology annotation, biological process: response to oxidative stress. Bases 1 to 1104 code for a protein of 367 amino acids. The transcript has a single exon.